CAGUGGUAAAACCAAUAUCCCUACAAAUUGAAUUGAACUGAUAUGAGCAAAUGCCUUACCAUGCUGUGAUGUUUACAUUUUACUGAAAGUCAUUCUUGAUUUAUGUUGAUUGGAAUGAAAAGUAUAUAAGCAUUUAUCACAAAAUAUCUCUUGAUAUUUUUUUUUAUAAAUCUUUGAAAAUUAAAAAUUAGAUAAUGAAGGCAAAAAAAGGAAAGAAGAAAAGAGCAAGUCUUUCUGAUAAUUGUAAUUCAUCAAAUACAAGUGAUGCUAUUGAUGAAACCUUUCAGUCUGAGAAAUCUUCAAAAGAUGAUACAAAGAUUCCAUCUCAUUUUACUGUUUUAUUUGAUUUCAAUAGUAUAGAAUCCAAGCAAGUUUUAUCAAAGAAUAUUGUUUUCCUUCACCCUUCAAUAAUUGAAACAUACAAAUAUCCACGAUACUUUAUUGUGAAAGGAAUAAAGAAUAUUGCUUUGUGUAUGCCAAUUCCCUUAAAGAGAAUAACUAGAUACUCUAUUUUAUUCCCCAAAGAUGACCUGGGCUUCAUACAGGAUGAGUUAGUGAAGCUUCAUCCUUAUAAUGAAAACAUUAAAAAGGCUGAUGAAGUUUCUGUAUACUUUGAUAGCAAAUUGACUGUAGAUGAUCAUCUGAAAGAGAAAAUUCUAGAAGCAUUAAUGGAAAAACAAUAUUUCUGCCAAGAUUUGAAAAUAAAGAAAGAAUACUUAGAAGAAUUCUGCAUUACCAAAAUAACUAAUAAAGAAUGUGAACUCACCAAAAAUAUGAGCAGUUUAAGCUUAAGUGAUAUUCUGGAUGAAUCUGUUAUUGCCUGUGACAUGAGCUCCUCCUUGAAUGAUUCAAGACUUUCAAAAUUGCUUCCUUGUGAUUUGAAUGAAAAUAUAGAAAAUAGGGAGACAAAAGAGUUAUCUGUAGAAUUGGGUUCUUUAUUUUCCCAUUUAAAUCUCAGCAGUAAAGAAAACUCUUCUGUAGAUAAUCCUAAUUGUCAUUAUGAGACAGCAAUUCAGUUCUUUGACUUUGAAAUGCAAGGAUUUUUCACUACAGAUUUUACUACUUCAAUUUCCAUUGAUUUUGAAGGAAAUGAUAAGAUAGCCUCAACACUGUCUUUCCCUCAGAUUAGUGGUUUUAAAGAAGAAUUGCAAUACAUUAGACUACUUAUGAAUGAGUUUUUAAAUCAUGAAAGAAAUCGAAGAAUCAUUGGUGCUAUAAUGCUUUUGGGCCCUUCUGGACUAGGAAAGACAUUAAUAUUAGACAUCAUUGCAAAAGAAUAUGAUAGUCUGAUAGAAGAAAUUUCAUGGGCCAGUUUAUAUGCAAAGUCAUUGCCUGAAGCAAAAAAGGAAUUACGUCAGAUUUUUCAAAGAGUUAAUAACAGAGAUCGAAGUAUCAUCUUAAUAGACGACUUUCAAUACCUUAGCCCAAAGGUAGGCGACAUGGAAUCUCACACCAUAUCAAAAUUGUUGUCAAGUUUAAUUGAUAAUUGCAUAGGAAAUCAUGUUGUGGUCAUAGCUGCUGCUAACUCAUCUGAUUACGACGAUACAAUAUUGAAAGGAAGAAGUAUUUUAAAAGAAAUAAAUCUUAAAAUUCCAAAUUUAAAUGAUAGGGAGGAAAUAUUAAAUAAUAUUUUAGUUACUAAACAACACAAUUUGUCCGCUGAAGAAGUGAAAGAUAUUGCAGUUCAUUCUCAAGGUUUUUCUUACAGAGAUUUAAGCGAUGUACUGGAUGAUGCUGAAACUAUUCAGGCUUUUAGAACUCAAAAUCAUGAAAAUUGUGACAAAACUAUUACAUUUUAUAAUGUAAAGAAGGCUUUGAAAUUAAAGAAACCCAGUAUUGUUGAAAGCAGCAUGAAAAUAAAAGAGGUUAAAUGGAGUGAUAUUGGAGGCAUGAAGCAUAUCAAAGAGAAACUUUUAGAAAUUGUUGAAGGUCCUCUUAAAUACCCUGAAAUAUACAAACAAUAUGACAUCCCACCAUCUCGAGGAAUAUUACUAUACGGACCUCCAGGAUGCUCCAAAACUAUGAUUGCCAAAGCCCUUGCCACUGAAUGCAAUUUAAAUUUCAUUUCUAAAAAUGUGUCAGAUAUUCACAACAAAUAUGUUGGAGAAUCUGAAAAAGCAGUGCAUGGUUUGUUUGUGAUGGCUCGAGCAAAAUCUCCAUGCAUAAUAUUUUUGGAUGAAAUUGAUGCAUUAGCCCCUGGAAGGGGAAGUUCCGGUGGGUCUGGUGUUGAAGAAAGAAUUGUGAACACCUUCCUCCAAGAAAUGGAUGGAAUCGAAGAACUUCGGGAUGUGCUGAUUGUAGCAGCAACAAACAGACCUGACAGGCUAGAUGAGGCAUUCAUUCGGCAUGGGAGAAUCGACCAUUUUAUUUAUGUGCCAUUACCUGACAUCGAGACGCGUGAAGAAAUUCUUCGUCUCAGAAUGAAAAACAGAACUGUUAGUGACGAUUUGGACUUCAAAUGCCUAGCUUUGAAGACAGAAGGUUACUCCGGAGCCGAGAUCGUGAAUCUCUGUAAUGAAGCAGCUUUUCAGCUUCUUGCCGAGGAUAUGGAGUGUCAGUCUCCUGUAUUUACAUUACAGCAUAUGGAGAAAGCACUAAAGACAAUAAUUCCGAGGACAACUAAAGAGAUGCUUGAUUUUUAUGAAACUUUUAAUACAAAGUUCAUUUCAAGAUGGCAGCACAAAUGAUAUUCAUGAAAAAAAUAUUAAAAUUCGUUUCGUGGUUAUUCCUGAAAUUUCUCACCCAGAUGGCAGCACAACUGAAAUUACGUCAUUUUUCUAGAUAAAUCUAGAGUAUUCAUUGGACGCUAUA
This is a messenger RNA of Argiope bruennichi, 2811 nucleotides long. Its product is annotated as ribosome biogenesis protein SPATA5-like. Gene Ontology annotation, molecular function: ATP binding; ATP hydrolysis activity. NCBI's taxonomy places the organism in Eukaryota, Metazoa, Arthropoda, Arachnida, Araneae, Araneidae. The record is from RefSeq and is a predicted model, not a curated record. The transcript is spliced from 16 exons. Gene Ontology annotation, cellular component: cytoplasm. Bases 195 to 2687 code for a protein of 830 amino acids.